UUGGGCGGGGCUCAGGGCGGGCCCCGGUGCGCCGCGGCGUUCCCAGCUUCCGGCCCGGUGUUCCCUCAGCUGCUUGUACCUUCCGCCCAGCGCCGGCUUUCCGCGCGACGAUCGCUGAGUUCCAUCUUCGCGUGGCCUCUGCGGCGCCCGAGCCCGCAAUGUCGGGCCCCAACGGGGACCUAGGCAUGCCGGUGGAUGCGGGCACGGAAGGCGAGAAUGACAGCUUCGGGGAAGCAGAGUAUGCUGCCAUCAACUCCAUGUUGGAUCAGAUCAACUCUUGUCUGGACCACCUGGAGGAGAAGAAUGACCACCUCCAUGCCCGCCUCCAGGAGCUGCUGGAGUCCAACCGGCAGACACGCCUGGAAUUCCAGCAACAGCUUGGAGAGGCCCCUGGUGAUGCCAGCCCCUAGGUGCCAGGAGCCCCCAUCCAGGCCCUACCCUCACCUCUCUAAGGCCAUGUUCUGGUCUGCAGAGAUACUACCUGGCUUAGACACCAUCUCAGGUACUGGCCUCCAGAUCCUAGUGGGCCUACCAGCCUGGUCCAGUCCCCACUCACUGCCCAUCACCCUUCCUGGAGUCAGGCGCAGUCCUGCAGUUCACCCACUUGUCUGUCUCUCUCCCCUUCACCCAGACUGAGAGUCUGUAUUAAAGAUGUCUCCCACA
Messenger RNA from Mastomys coucha (southern multimammate mouse), 663 nucleotides. RefSeq names its product chromosome unknown C9orf16 homolog (gene Bbln). Bases 159 to 410 code for a protein of 83 amino acids. The record is from RefSeq and is a predicted model, not a curated record. The transcript is spliced from 2 exons. NCBI's taxonomy places the organism in Eukaryota, Metazoa, Chordata, Mammalia, Rodentia, Muridae.